UUGUUUUUUUUUUUUUUUUUAAAGGUUUAUCAGUGUGCAACGUGGUAUUGAUUAAGUUGUAGCCUACUAUCAAUUGAUUGUCUAUUUUAAAAUAAACAAAUUCAUGUCUAAAGAGCUACACUUGCCUUUAAGAGGCCAUUGCUAUUGAGCUGCAAGUUCGUAUCCUAACAAUAUUAUAAAGUGACGUGUGAGGAACCAUUUUUUGUAAGAUAAAACAUAGCACGCACACUCGUUUUGGGAGUUUGACUGAUUGACGUUGUCAUGACAACAGCAAGUGUCUCGGUGUCGAGGCAAAGCUCUCCCGAGAAGACUGUGCUGCUUUCAAUUGCACUCGGACGUUUGAAGUUUUGAAUGAUUCAAUCAUUCAUGUUGGUAAGCAAGUACAGGCUACAGUUCAUCUGUUGGCUACAAUGCCUUCAUCCAAGAGGUCUAAUCAGUGGUCCCUGUCAGAGGUUCUGGGCCAGCGGAGACGGCUGUUAGGCCUCGGCGCUCUACUGGCCUGGUUGAUCCUCUUCCAUCUCCUUGUUAACGUCUGGCUCCUCUGCAUCUUCACUAGUCUCCUGGUUGUCUUGGGAGGUUGGUUGGGAUCGCGAGCAAUUCUGGAUGCCAACAGCCUUCUCCACUUGGAGCAUUUCUUGCCGCUCGGUGGGGCGACUCCAUCUCAGUGUUCGGCCGAACAUGAGUGGAGACUCAAUCACGAGAUCCACAGCGCCGUCCACAAAGCGGUGCGGGAUUUUGUGUCUUCCUGGUAUCGCACUCUUCUGCCAGAGGUGGAAGGCGAGUUUGAGCGUGCGGUGCGCAAUUCCAUGCUGGAAUCGGUGAUGGAGCUGAAGGAGCGUGCAAGACAUGUAGACAGAAAGGCCGUGGUCCAACGGCUUUUAGAGCUGUAUGGCUGCCACCUGCAGAGCUACAUGACAGCCAGGCACAUGCUGCUGGAAACACAGCGAGAAGUUGAGAACGUUAGCCUUUGGCAGCUCUACCAGGAAGUAGACAGCCCUCAUCCAGCUGUGAGCGAUGCAGCCGCUGAGCUCAGGUACGCCAGAGCUCUGGUUAACCUCGUCUUGCACGUGCUUGUUCCGUACCCUCAGAUGGAAACCAGGACCGGAGGGUACAUGGUUACUGAACUCAUUACCUGCAAUGUGCUUCUGCCGCUAAUAAGCAGGCUGUCUGAUCCCGACUGGCUCAAUCAAACCAUUGUAGACGUCUUCACCAGGUCACAAAAACCACAGGAUGGUGCCCUGUACAGGUGCGCGCUCCAUGAUUCGUGGAUCACCUGUCUGUCAUCUUCGGAUCAAGCGAGCCUCGCGAGCGAGAGCAACUCUGAUUUUCGUGAGCUGCUCAGCCCGAUGAGUGAGGAGGACUUCUCUCAGUGCAGCAUGCUGAGCCUUGAGACUUGCUCUGGGAAAGCUGAGAAUUGCCACACUGGUCUGCUCACACCGUGCAAAGUCAACUGCUGUUCCCUCACGUCUGGUCAUUACGCUCACCUCCCAGAGUCCAAGAUGCUGUCACCGGACUCCCUGAUGCAGUCCGAGACGGAAGAUGGCAUGACCAGACGCUUGUGUGAAUGCGGUCCCUCAGCCAACUUCUGCAACACGAUGAAUCUAAACGACGACGCUGAUGAUUUUGGCUGCUUCGGUACGCUGAAAAAUCUGGGGCCGAAGGCGGUGCCUGUGAAUUUACCCUGGCCUGCUCAAGAAAAAUCCCCAGCAGGGCCUUCAAGAAGACUUUGCCUCAGUCCCUUGAACUUUGACACUCCAAACAAACCAUCAAUGGGCAUCCAGAAUGUGCAAAUUGCUGGAACAGUCAGUGCAAAGGAGCAGCGUGGUACUGGAACACAUCCUUAUACUCUCUACACUAUCACGUUUGAGACCGCAACAUGCCCCGAAAGCGGUGACUUUUUGCAACCUGCAACCUGUCACUCGGUCAACCGCAGAUACAGCGAGUUCCUCAACUUGCAAACACGUUUAGAGGAGAACCCAGAAGUGAAGAAAUUUGUCAAGAAUGUAAAAGGUCCGAAGAAAAUGUUCCCUGACCUUCCCUUUGGGAACACAGAUGGUGAGAAGGUGGAAGCCCGUAAAGGCCAACUGGAUACCUUCCUUAAGCAACUAAACAGCAUACCUGAAACAGCGAGGAGUGAGGACAUGCAGGAGUUCCUGUCUCUGAACUCAGGGGUUUGCACGUAUUUUGGAAAAAGGCCUUUUGUCAAGUCAAGAAUUGAUAAGAUGAUGGAAAAUGCUUUAGACACCUUGAAGACAGCCUUUCCUCACCCCGAAGCCGUGAGUCCAACAGAGGACCUUGAGGGAGACUCUGAAGGGAGAACACUGGACAACAGAAAGUACAGGAGGCUCAUGUUCCCGAGCAAAGUGUCUCCAUCUCUCAAUAUACCCGACUUACAUCCUAAAGUGACUUACUGCUUUAGUGAAGGCAGCCCUGUGCUCAAUGGCAUGUCCUUGUCCAGACUGGAGAGCUUUGUCCUGGAGCAGGAACGACUUUUAUGCGACCCCCAAGGCAGAAAACAAGCCAAGCAGACGGAGCUCAUGGGCACAGACAAGGCGACGUGUGGCAAAAUUCACGGCACAGACACAGCCGUGGCAGAUGUUGCGCUGAACAUUUUGUGUUUGUUGAUGAAGGACCAGUGGAGUUGGCUGUGCACUGAGAACAUCCAGAAGGCCAUCAGACUUAUCUUUGGCACUUUUAUUGAGAGAUGGAUGGACAUCGGAGUGGCCCACCUGACCAGCGCACCCUGUUGGGUCAUUUACCUUCAAGUGCUGCAGGAGGCCGUGUGGCCCGGAGGUGCUCUUCCCGCCCAACCGCAGCCGGAGCGCAGCACCGCUGAGAGAAAGGAAACCAAGGAGCGAUGCCUGGAAUGUCUCAUGCAGCUACUUCCGGAGCUCAUCACUGACAUGUUAGGCAGUGACAAGUACAGAUUGAGCAUGGAGACCAUGCUGGAGUCUUUACAGGAACACCACAUUAACAAGCAUCUCGUUUACUGCAUCUGUGACCUGCUACUGGAGUUUCUGAUACCAGAAUCAAGCAAUGAUUCCUUCCAGAGGUCUCUUCUGCAGAGUCUAUGCAAAGAUACUCCUCCCUGAUGGCCACAUCUCACCACAGCUGUGUCACAGCUUGAAGUUGAUGCCGACAUGAUGGAUUCCGUGAUGUAACUGCAUAGAAGGACUCACUUGAUUGCUCCAUGUCCAAGAAUCAUACAUUUUAGCUCUCUACUAACCUACUCGAAAUCAUUGUUAAGUUCAGCUCCUGUAUAUUGUGUAUGCACACAAAUGCGUAUAUAUAUAUAUAUAUAUAUAUAUAUAUAUAUAGUAUGUUUUUAUAAUUGUGGUUUGCAGUGCAUGAGAGCUGUUUUUAGGUCUUCUGCCCCUCAUGUAACUGAAUGGUUACUUUGUUGAAUUGUUUUAUUUGUUUUGUGUUGAUGCCUCCAAAAUCUUUCCGUUAGUUCUAAAUGUUGAAGAAUCAUCUGUCAGUGAGAUGAGGGCUGUGAUUCAUUCACUUAUUCGUUCCAAUUUCAAGACAGAUUUGCAUUUAUACAGUACCGAAAUGCAUUUUGGAAUUGUUCAAAGCUGCGAAGUGAUUGAAAGUGAAUCAUUUUGGAAUGUUGACCAGUUCAUUUGAGGAGCAAACCAACUGCACUUAGCGAUAACUUUCAAGUUGUGUGACUGAGUUGGAAUGAUGAUUUUUUUUAAUGAAUAAUUUAUGAGUAUGAUUACAAAAGUGUGAUUCGCCGAGGAAUCUGCAAAGCAUGUGUGAAAAGAUGCUGGAAGUCCACUGAGCCAAGUGUUCUUUUCACCAGCAAAGUCAACGUCUGGUCCAGGCAGCCCUACAAUCUUCCCAUGAUCUUUGGACCCUUUCCCCAGACAACGUCUUUGAUAAAGUUUGAAUAGUAUUAAAAAAUUGAAACUGUUCUCUGAUCCAUAUGAGCCAUACAACUGUAAGAAUGUUCCUUCUAUAUAUUUGACUUUAAUUUUUAAUUGAGAUAAAUGAGGAACAGAA
This is a messenger RNA of Phyllopteryx taeniolatus (common seadragon), 4005 nucleotides long. RefSeq names its product sorting nexin 19a (gene snx19a). Gene Ontology annotation, cellular component: early endosome membrane; intracellular membrane-bounded organelle. Lineage: Eukaryota; Metazoa; Chordata; Actinopteri; Syngnathiformes; Syngnathidae. The record is from RefSeq and is a predicted model, not a curated record. The transcript is spliced from 12 exons. Bases 411 to 3092 code for a protein of 893 amino acids. Gene Ontology annotation, molecular function: phosphatidylinositol binding.